AUGGCCACCGCCGCCUCACCCGCGCCUCCUCCUCCCCACCCAGUCCUCUCAAGUCCCAUCCUCUACCUCUCAGGCUUGCCGAGCUCCGUGGCAGACGAAGAGAUCGUCGAGGCCCUCAAGGACUGUUUGAGGCUCAGGCUGUUCCUGCAGCGGGACGAGCAGAAUCCCACCGUCCCUAUGAGCGGCAAGAUCGAGUUCGAGACGCUCGACAAAGCCGAACGAGCCUACGCGACAUGCAACAACCAGCGCCUCUCAUCCGGCCACAUCCUCCUCCUCUCCUUCUCCCCUCCCUCGUCUUCUUCCACCGAUCUCGAGCCGCAAGCAACCCCAAGGAUAAUCAAACACCUCGCCCGCCCAUUCACCGCCUCGCACCUCUUCUCCCUCUGCCGCCCCUUCGGUCCGAUCCACUCCGCAACACUCCUCCUCGCUCCCUCGCCCGCCGGCGGCCCACCAAGAUUCAAAGGCCAAGCACUAGUCACUUUCUAUGACGAACACCAUGCGGAGGAGAUGCAGAGAGGACUGCAUUUCACCGAGGUCGGGGGUCAGAGUGUUGCGGUGCAGGUUUGGGAUGCCAAGCGCGCUGCUGGUGGGCGUGGUCGGGCGUCGCUGGGCACGACACCCAGUCCGGGGUUGAGUCCGAAUGAAAAAGUUUCUCGUUGGGCGGCGACGCAGCAGGAGACGCCCUCGAAAUACUCAAGGUACGCUGGACUUGCCGCGACUGGACCGUCGACGCCGAGCACGAUGCCAAUGAGGAGGGACGUGUCGGGCGCGAGCUCUACGAUGUCGAGGUUGUCGAGUGAGGCGGGCGAGACGGUUCAGGGAGGAGGAGGAGGAGCGGGAGGAGCGGGACAGGCGGGGUCGGAUCCUCGCAACCUCUUCAUCAAGAACCUCGACCCAUGUCUUUCCGUCCCCGCCCUGACCGCCCUCUUCUCCCCCUUCGGCGCUCUAACCUCCACCACCAUCGCGCUCGACCCUCUCACCAACCGCUCAAAAGGCUUCGGAUUCGUCGCGUUUGAGAGGGCGGAGGAUGCGGAGCGUGCGUUGAGAGGGGUGGAUGGGAUGCAGGUGGGUGGGAGGAGGGUCACGGUUAGAGUGCAUGAGAAGAGGGAGGUGAGGAGGGAGAGGUUGGAGAGGGAGUUUGCGAGGAAGAAGAAGAAGGAGGAAGAGGGGGUGGAGGAGGUAAGGGAGGGAAUGGAGGGGUUGUCAACUGGCCCCACGACCCCGUCUUCGUCCCCUUCCCGCACAACCAAACCCGUCUCGCCACUCUCGCCUUCUGACGCGACUUCCACGCCUCCUCAACCUCAGCCUGCCGAGUCGAACGAGGAGAGCGAGCAUGACCGCCUCGCCGCAGCAGUCAGGGAGGUGCUCGGUCCAGACGUUCCGGCGGAGAAGCGCGGAGAGGUGAUAAAGCUCCUCGAAAGCCUCCCGAAGAAGGACCGCAAGAUGUGUCUGUUCAAUUCGGAGUUUUGUAGGCGGAAAGUCGAGGAUGCGUUGGGGAUCUUGGAAGCGGAGGACGAGGGAGAGGAGGAGAAGGUCGAGGCACCGACAGCGCCGCCGACCCAGCCCAUGUCGCUCUCCACCCUCGCCGCGCUCCCCUGCUCCCAAAUCCUCCCUCUCCUCCCCUCCCUCUCACCGCCGCUCCUCCCCUCCCCGUCCGACACGGCCCCCACAACCACCUUCAUGGACUCUCUCUCCGGAAAGCCCGUGAGCGAAGUCAAGCAAAGGUUGGGGGAGAAGGUGUUUAGGGUUGUGAAGGAGUGUGCGAGGGAGAGGGGGGUCAAGGGGGCUCCCCGAAUCACGAUCGACCUCCUCGACUCGGAACCCGACUUGCGCGCGUUGGCACUCAUCGCGUUACAUUACAGGCCGGUGGUGGCGGAGAAGGUGGUGCUCGUUGCGGCGAGGUUGGCGGAGGAGGGGCGGGGGAAGUAG
Messenger RNA from Rhodotorula toruloides NP11, 1929 nucleotides. Its product is annotated as poly(A) binding protein Crp79. Gene Ontology annotation, molecular function: RNA binding. The coding region runs from base 1 to 1929 and encodes 642 amino acids. Gene Ontology annotation, cellular component: spliceosomal complex. NCBI's taxonomy places the organism in Eukaryota, Fungi, Basidiomycota, Microbotryomycetes, Sporidiobolales, Sporidiobolaceae. Gene Ontology annotation, biological process: positive regulation of mRNA splicing, via spliceosome. The record is from RefSeq and is a predicted model, not a curated record. The transcript is spliced from 7 exons.